UUUUCACGGUCGCCGGCAAUGCCUACGCGUGCUGUUCGCGUGAAAAAGAUCCAUUUGUGUACGUACGCAAGCUCGUCGCUUUCUUGACUCUAAAUUAAGGAUUUUCUUGUUUCCGCUGUUGCUCGUCUAUUUGGUGUUGUCGUGUAUUUCGGUGUAGUUAAAUUCUCCUUUACAUACGCAUCCCCCAGCUCCAGAUGGUGAUCGUCGGCGCCGUCCCGCACGAGCGGGGUUUUAACCAGCAGGAACUCCAAAAUUACCCACCGUCUACAUCUAGCGGUGUUCGUGUAGAAACCGGCCGCUUCGCCUCCUCCUCCUCGAGCUCAUCAACAGCACCACAGUACCCCACCAAUUACAAUGCCAACCCCUACUCAACAUCAACCCGAAACACCCCUUCCUACCGGCAGAACCAGUCCAGCCCCUCCCUCACUAAACGCAUCAAAAAUUUUCUCCAACUCCACUGUCGGGACUUCAAGGCGCCAUUUAAGGUUUUGAUUGAAAAAACCUGCUGGUGUUACCCUUCCAACCAGUUGAAGAAGAAAAGAUCGCUGUAUCAUCAACUGGUGGAGCUCGAGGAAAACGAGGAGGAUUGUACAACAGCCUCACCAGUUUUGUUGGAGACGCAAUACUAUGCAUUGCAAAAGCAUUGCACUAGUGCUGUGGAUCGCAUGACAAAUUAGCUCAGUUGUAUGAGUAGAUAUGGAAUCUGUCAUGCUGAAUUGCCUUGGGAUGGAGGUUUGUAAUGCAUGACAGCGAUUACUACCACGAGUGCGAUACUUUUCUUUGCGGUGGAUAAAUGCUUGGUGGAUAAGGUCGGAGAUUUCUUCAUCUACCUCGCGAUGGCGUUGAUGGGCUUUUUUCUCGUGAAGGUGAUCUUGCAAGACAAUGAUAACAACGCGAACAAGACCGGCGUGAAGAUAAAAGACGAUCCCGGAAUUGAGAAGCAUCCUUUCGAGGUUUUCGAUUUUGAGUAUCCUGUGCAAAAGUAUCGUACUCGUAGUAAUCGCCAUCGCGGUCAUGCAUUACAAAUCUCCUUCUCAACCUAUAUCCGCAUUACAAAUUUCAUUUUUCAUGCUGAGGGAAUUUGUCAUGCGAUUACUAUAUAUUAUAUUCAUGCGAAAAAAGAGGUAGACAGAGGGUAAACAAGAGGUGGCCGAGAGGUCAAAAAGAGGGCAAAAGAGGUAAAAAAGAGGUCGACAGAGGUGGAGAGGUGGCGCGGGACCCCUUUCGAGAGGGUCGGCGAGAGGGUGCGCGAGUAUAGCCCGCCGAAGGACCCACCUUAAGGCGGCGCCUAAGUGCCUCAGAGGGUGCAGAGAGGUCAAAAAGAGGGGGCGCGGGAGGUCGACAGAGGUCGAGAGAGGUGGCGCGAAUAAGGGCCAACCUCUCGCGCACCCUGUCGGCCACCUCUGGGCCACCUCUGUCGACCUCUACCCUCGAGUAUAGCCGGACUAUUAGCGGGGACCCCCAAAAGAGGUAAAAAAGAGGGUCUGCGAGAGGUCUGCGAGAGGGUAAAAACACAGAGUAGCGGGCGCGAAUCCGCAUGGGAGUCCCCACAUUUAGCGUUGCAGGCUCUUCGCGGAGUUGUUUUGUUCGGCGCCUGUCCCCGCCACCCUCUCGCGCACCCUCUCGCGCCACCCUCUUGCGCCACCCUCUCGCGCACCCUCUCGCGCCACCCGCUCGCGCGACCCUCUCGCGCCACCCUCCCGCGCCACCCUCUCGCGCCGGGCGGCUUCUUUUCGCCCCCGGUGUUCUUUGCAGCUGCUCCCUGCGCAGAGCGCCCACAGGCGCGGGAGGCGCGCAAGUGGUCCGGCGGGUUGGCGCGGCGCAAACUCCAGCAUGCUUCGUUGUGCACAGGCCCGUGGCGUUGUGGUCCGAUCGGCAAACUAUCUUGCCCCGGCCCAACAGCCUUGCGCUCCGGCGGCAGCCGGAGCAUGGCUGGUUUCUACUAGUGCGAUGCUUUUGCAUUUCAUAUUGGGCGGGACGCGCCGAUCUUGAUUAUGGAAGCGUCAGGUUUGAGAUCGACAAAGUUGAAAAGAUUUGUCAUGCAUAAAAUGGAUACCAGUUGGAAGCCCCAUUUCCAAGCGGCGCAUGACAAAUUUUCGGAGCACUGGAAUCCAAUUUGUCAUGCUGCUUGGGCGCAGAAGACUGCUUUUGUCAUGCUACUUUAGCAGUUCUACCUCUAUCCCAAACCCAAACCCUGAAUAGGCUCACAAUCUGCCUCACUUGCCAUCCCGGCAAGACAGGCACUUCAUGCCUUGCAUUUUAUGCAUGGCAAAUCAUUUCAUUUUCAACCUUGACGAUUUCAAUCCUGACAGAUCCAUAUUGAUUUUGGUGACCAUAUGCGAGAUUUUGUUUUGCGGGGCGAGUUGCAAAGCCGCGGCAAGUAUGUUCCGCACGCGCGAGCACGCCCUGAAACACCCCCGGACGAAGUUGAUAGCGGCGAACGCGAUAAGUCGCAGCUCUGCUUCGGCGGAUGUUCGCGGUGCAACUGCUCCUGCAGUUGUAACAAUCGGCACAACUACCUCAGCAACUACUCGCGGGCAGCCAGCUGCUGGUAAUGGUAUUGCUAGUAACACAUCUACUACACAACUCCCAUCUGCCACCGACGUCAUCCCCAUUUUCCUAGAGAGAGCGAAUUUAGCGGAAAAGUGGGGCAUUCUGUACCGGCCGAGUUCGGAUGGCUUGGAGUGCCUGUUGGUUGACGGGAUAUCGUGAGAAAAAAGUGUUACAGUUACACAUUGUGUUGCAGGCCAAGCAAGACAGACAAGCUCUGUCAUGCCGGAUAUGCACAGCAGCCUCGUUUCAUAGGUGUUUUCCCGUAGGAUUUCUGCAUUGCAAGUUUUCUUUCUCAUGCAGAUAAAUUUGUGUUGCUGAAUUGACAUACAAAUGUGGAACUGUAACACUUUUUUCUUUGCAUACGGGGUUGUGGAUUAUCAAUACGACUUGGGCCCCAGUAGCACAUCAUCUUCAACUUCAGGGCAGCCAACUGCGUUUCUAUCGCAAGCAGCCACAACUUCGCAACUCACCCCGGCCGCAGUCUGGAACCAAAAGUUUAACGCCUACUUAGCAGCAGACAGCGCGAGGUUCGGAGUGCUUCAAUUUGGGCCAAGGAAUAGGGUAUCAACUGCACCAAAUAUGUCUUGGUCUGGAAGAAUUGGGGAGUUUGUCAUGCGGAUUUUACAUGACACACGAUAUCAGCCAUGCACACUCUAGCAUCAACACAGGUUGCAGCGCGAAGGCUUGGUCAUCCCAAUCCUGCAUUAGAAAUGCCCUCUACUUCGGGUUGCUGCAAGAGUCUCCGUUGCUUUUGCUGCUCAUGCAAUACAGAUUUUUUCAUCAUCGAAAGUUAGCAUCACAAGUUUCAUUCUCUCCAGACCAAGAUGACACAUUUGCAUUUGAUAUAGCGAGAUAGAUUUCUCGUUAGACCACGACUUGGCGAUAUUGGCGGUCAACGAUUGCUAUGCACUGCAAAAGCAUCGUACUCGUAGUAAUUGCUUUUAUGCAUGACAAAUUUCUGUCCCAAGCCGAAUCCGCAUUAGAAAUUUCAUUUCUCAUGCUGAGAAAAUUUGUCAUGCGGUUCAUACUAGUGCGAUCAUGCUUUUGCAGUGCAUAAUUGCCACGCGGACGUUUUCUCCAUGCAGAAGGAGUUGCUCACGAGUUUUUCCGUAGCUUUGUAUUGCCGGCGAAUCAACAAAGACACCAUUCAUAUGGAGAGAAAAAAGUUUGUCACAGUCACUAACUUGCAGGUUUUGCAUUACAAAUUUUCUUAGCAUCACAAACUUUCCUUGUAUUGCAGAAACACUAGGGAAAUCCCUUACGAAGUUUGGCUGUGAUGCAUUUUUACGCAUGACAGCCAAUUUUGUAUUGCAAAAAUGCGCAUGAGUGAUCGUGACGAACUUUUUUUGUUUGAUAAUUCACGAGAUGGAUAGUGGAAAUAAUAGAACGGGUUCAACGUCUACUAACGACGUGCUCCGUCCUCCAGUCGGCGCAAGCAGUGACGAUAUUUCUUCACGAAGGGAUGUUGAUCAACAGAUGGGUGCGAGUCACUUUCGGAACCCUUCUUCCGUGAUGGUUCUCAUGGACCACAGAGUAACUACAACGAAUGGAGAAACAAACGAGAAUGGAGAUGAAGGCAACGGCACAAGCACCAUAAGCAACACCACCAUGCAGCGAAUCAGCGAAACAAGAACUGACCAGGAACAGCAGCAAUCCACUUUAUCCAGAACCUUCUCCAUCACCAGUUUUGAGGAUGAAGACCUGGUAACGCUGUAUCAACUGCAAACAUGUCAAUGAAUGUCUGGGUCGGGAGAAAUUAUUAAACCUGUGUUGCGUGGGUGUCAAACAUAAUGAAAUUGAAAAAUCUGUAUUGCAUGAACAGCAAAAGCUCGACACUUUCGCCAUGCAAAGUCGCAGUUUGCAAUGCGUGCUGCGCAUGAGAAAACGAUUGAAAAUCUUGGACAGAAAUUUGUCAUGCUUCAGUGCACUUAAUGGCGCACUCAAUCAUGAUCAUUCAGCAUUACAAGUUUCCAGACCCGGACGUGUAAUUUGCAUUGCAUUCACUAAGCCGCUGGAUUAUUUGCGGAAUGAUUUUCGGAUGGAUCACCCUGAUCCCAACGUUUAUGGAAGCGUCAGGUUUGAAAUCGUCACAGUUGAAAUAAUUUGUAAUGCAUGAAAUGCAUGACGCGAGGCAUGUGUAUUGCAGAGCAGGCAAGUGAGGCCGAUUGUAAGCCUGUUUGGGGUUAGAGCUCGAGCUGCUAAAGUAGCAUGAGAAAAUCCCUCUUCUUUGCCUAAACAGCAUGACAAACUGGAUUUAAGGACCACCAAAAUUUGUCAUGCGCCACUUGGAAACUGGGUUCCAACUGGCAUCCAUUCCAUGCAUGGCAAACUAUUUCAACUUUGUCAAUUAUUUCAAUCCUGACACAUCCAUAACGCUGCUGAUCAAACCGCACUUCUUCAAGAGGCGGCAGCAAUUGUUUCGAGAGGUUUUUCUGAAUGCGGGCGGAGCAGCGUCCUCAGGAUUCAACCUUUUCGUCAACAAUUGGAAGAACUUCAUUCUCCCACUCUGGCUUUUUCUCUGGGUGGUCGACGGGAUAGAAAUAAUGGCACAUGUGCGCUUGUUGGGCCCGCCGUUUGUGUACUUCCUGUCCACGCACGUGGUUUUGGCGAGUGUGGUCGUAGUGUUGGGGAUGCGGUUAUGAUCCACAAAAGAAGACCCCAUCUUGUUCAUCCAUUUUUUGCAUGACAGGUACGGGAUUUUAUGGAUGUUUUGCAUGGCAAAUUCGAUGGGAAUGGGUGCUUUUUUUCUGGAUAACGGCUGCAGCAGAAGGAUGAGGAAUUGGUUUUGGAACAGAGGCGGAUUCGGGACGGGGAGUUUCUACUUGGCAGAAUUUCUAUCCUGUGCAGCAAAGUAUCGUACUCGUAGUAGUUGCAGUCAUGCACUACAAAUCUCCAUCCCAACGCAAAACAGCAUGACAAAUUCCAUUUGUCAUGCUGAGCUAAUAAUUUGUAUUGCAAUUACUACUACGUGCGAUGCAUUUGCAGUUCAUAAUUUCUCAUGCUGGACAAGAAGACGUUGGCGUUGCUGUAGCGGUCGAGGAAACCACCUCCUCUUCAUCCUCGGCAGCAGGUGAUGCUGACGGGGACCCCGGCGGAAAAAAGGAGAGCGAGGUAGAGAAAAGAUGUGAUGCUAGUACAACAUCUUGUUCAUUCCCGCUACGACCGGUCAGAACAGCGCCAGGACUCUUUGUUGCUAAACAACACUUUGGUCGUUUGUGACGGCAUAAGCUGUAGAAAAUGAAAGCAAAAACCCUUAAAUUCCCAUGCUGGUCUUCCCAAUUUCUCGUCCCAUUUAUCCACUUACUUACAAAAAAAAUGAAGAGGAACAAGUAUUGAACAUCUAUGCCACAUUACUUAGGUGUCCACCACUAUCACAAUCCUGACCCGAGACGGCAUAAUCUUCUACGACCCACGCAAGAACUUCAGGCGAAUUAAAGAUCCCAACCAGCUUCUUCGCGGGAUAUCAACUGCAAAUAUGUCUGGGUGUGGAAGAAUGCAAGUUUGUCAUGCUUGUCCCACAUGAUGACUCUUGAAGCUGUAAUGCGUGAGCAGGAAAAGUAGUGCCUUUUGCCUGUCGUGAAAAAAUGUAGUUUGUCAUGCGGAAAGCGAAACACAAAGGAGCCCAGAAACUUGUCUUGCGUAGCUGCCUAUCGCAGUGUUAUUACAAUUCAUAAAUUAGCAUCACAAGUUUCCAGACCCAGACAUAUUUGCAUUUGAUAUGGGAUAGCGGAGAACCACCCUGAGAUCGUCAAUUAUAAUUCCGCAGAAACUACGAUAGCAGGAGCUCCUGCUAACCAAGAGAAUCAACUGACACAGGGUAGUAGUACCUUCAAGGCGAGUUUUGUGCCGAAAAAGAUAGAGCUGGAGAGGAAAACUAUCGGGGGUGAUCAACAUUUGGGGCAGGACGAUCCAGAAGCGAGAAUUAUGUACCGAGAUUUGCAAACGGACAUCUUAUUUGCGGAUGAUGUGGACGGUACGUUGGAAUCUCUUCUAGAAGACGGUGGAACAUCAAGACAGAGACAGACAAAAGCAAAACUCGGAACAUCUUCUAGCAAUGCCAAUGACCAUCAAACAUCGUCAUCACCCUCUACUGGUGUUCUUGGCUCCACCACCGCAUCACAAACCACCAAAAUCUGCGAAGAACCCGCGCCGAUUCUCCUCCGGGAGCUUCUGAUCUCCAACCCAUUUGGGAUUGUGUGGAUAGGGUUAUUUCUGUCUCUGACGAUCAUUCUGUCGCAAUUACUCUACCCACUGCAGACGAAGCGAGGGAAAUUGGCACAAAGUUACCUGCUAACCAUGUACUCUUCUCUACUGUCCCUCCAGCUGUUCGGUUUGAUUGUGAUCUUGAACAUGAAAUUUGAGAAUUUGCCGACGACGUACUUACACGCGUUUCUGCUCCUGUUCUCCUACCCCUGUUUGUGCAGCUACUGUGUCUGCUUGUGUUGCUCGGCGAACUACUCCCGGGCGGACAUGUUGUUGGUUUUGGAUCAGAGGAAAGCGGGAUUGAUGACGGGGAGAUUUGAUAGUGUUGGUGAGGGUUUUGGGAGUAGCAGCGGUGGUGUGGUGGAAGAUGGAGGAAGCGCAGCAACAACAGCUGCGAAUGGAAGUCGUGUAGUUGCAACAAGAAAUGCGAGUGCGAAUACAAAUGAGCUGAACGUUGACAAGCAUUUGGAAGCAAUAUUAGCGGAGGAAAGUAAUAGUCGGGAAGGAAUGUUGAGUUACUAUGUGUAGCUGAAAAUGAAAAUAUCGUGUUGGCGACGGACCAAGACUGUCGUCGUCAGUGCGAAGAAAAGCGCGUGCAU
Messenger RNA from Amoebophrya sp. A120, 7355 nucleotides. The record is from the annotation of a GenBank genome assembly. Lineage: Eukaryota; Dinophyceae; Syndiniales; Amoebophryaceae.